CCCUCUCUCAAUGCCAGCUCUCGCCAAACUCCUCAGCCCCAACCUCUUCCCCUCCCUCCCUUCCGACCGCCGCCCGCCACCGCCGUCCGCCACCGCCGGCGCCACCUCCGCCCACCCCCCGCCCAUCCCCAUCCCCAAGUACCCACCACCUCUCAGGUCCCAAAAACCCCGAAACCCACCUCGUCCUCCUCCAAACCCAUCCCCCAACCCCGCCUUCAAGACCCACCACCGCAACUCCCGCUACUACAAGCCCAUCAGGCCCGACUCCCCUGUGGUCUCCUCCGACGGCGGCCGCUCCGUCGUCGUUGGCGAGUCCGGCGUCUCCUACCUCCUCCCGGGCGCCCCCUUCGAGUUCCAGUUCAGCUACUCCGAGACCCCGACCGCCCGGCCGCUCGCCAUGCGGGAGCCCGCCUUCCUGCCCUUCGCGCCCCCGACGAUGCCCCGGCCGUGGACCGGGAAGGCCCCCCUGAAGGGCUCCAAGAAGAAGAUCCCGCUCUUCGACUCGUUCGACCCGCCCCCGCCGGGGAAGAAGGGGGUGAAGUACGUGGAGAUGCCCGGACCGUUCGAUUUGGGGAAGCGCCCCAGGGAAGGGAGGACGAGGGAGGAGAUUCUGGGGGAGCCUCUCAAGAGGUGGGAGAUUAAGAUGCUGGUCAAGCCUCACUUGUCUGAUAAUCGCCAGGUUAAUCUUGGUAGAGAUGGGCUGACUCAUAAUAUGUUGGAGCUUGUACACUUGCAUUGGAAGAGACGGCGAGUCUGUAAAGUCCGUUGCCGGGGAGUCCCAACAGUGGAUAUGGAUAAUGUCUGCCGGCAUCUCGAGGAAAAGACUGGAGGUAGAAUCAUUCAUAGAGUCGGCGGCGUCGUUUAUCUUUUCCGUGGCAGAAACUACAAUUACCGCACUCGUCCCCAAUAUCCAUUGAUGCUCUGGAAGCCAGCUGCUCCAGUUUACCCAAAGCUUAUCCAGGAUGCUCCAGAAGGGCUCACAAAAGCCGAAGCCGAUGAAUUCAGGAAAAGAGGCAAAAAACUUUUGCCAAUUUGUAAAUUAGCGAAAAAUGGAAUAUAUUUAACGCUUGUAAAGGAUGUAAGAAAUGCUUUUGAAGGAAGUCCAUUGGUGAAGAUCGACUGCCAGGGGAUGCAUGCGAGUGACUUCAAGAAAUUAGGAGCUAAGCUUAAGGAUUUGGUUCCAUGUGUGCUGCUUUCUUUUGACGAUGAACAGAUAUUGAUGUGGAGGGGAAAAGAUUGGAAAUCUAUGUACCCAGAACCAACAGUUCCUCUUGCUAAAGAAGGCAAAAUUGAUGAUGCUUGCAAGGAUAGAGAUGUAAAGAAAGUCAUUUCUAGCCCUAAAAUGACAUCCUUAUGGGAGCGUGCAAUUCAAUCAAGUAAGGCAUUGUUGCUGGAUGAGUUAAACCUAAGCCCUGAUGAUCUUUUAAAGAAAGUGGAGGAGUUUGAAGGCAUCACACAAGCUACAGAGCAUUCAUACCCUGCAUUAGUUUUGUCAAGUGAACGUGCUACCGGUAGUUCAGUCGCAGCAUAUGAAGAUGAUUCUACUUCUCAAAGUGAGGACUACAGCGAAGAUGGCUUUCCUUUCAGGGACAAUGAUGAGUAUGAUGAUAUUUGCGAGAAUGAUCCUUUUGAAGAGGCGGACUGGUCGACCCCUCUUGGAUCAUUACCUGUCGAUCGUUUAACGGAGAAGCUUUCCCAGGAUCAGAAAAGACCAGAUAGUUAACCUUUAAAAAUUGAGAUGUUAAAUUGUAAUUUGAUUAUAGUUGGGCCGCCUUCGAUUUUAAUCGCAUAAAGACAGCCUUAUCACCCAUAAAAUGGAUCUGAAAUAUCAUUGAUUCAAUCCAAAAUCUGAGUCUCGAUUGUAUAGCUAAAUGUGUAGCAAGGUUGUAAUGUGAUCUUUAGGUUAUGUAAUGAGAAUGUUUGUCGACAUUGCUCCAA
Molecule: messenger RNA, 1938 nt
Organism: Syzygium oleosum
Lineage: Eukaryota; Viridiplantae; Streptophyta; Magnoliopsida; Myrtales; Myrtaceae
Product: CRS2-associated factor 2, chloroplastic
Exons: 6
Coding region: 11-1723 (570 amino acids)
Biological process (GO): Group II intron splicing
Molecular function (GO): RNA binding
Source: RefSeq, a predicted model, not a curated record